AUGCCUAUACAGCCAUCGCGUAGGCUGUCGCAGUAUGUGUGUCUAGAAUGCGACGAGAGACACAUCAAGCGCUACUCUCCACCUCGCAGCGCGAAGGUCAAAUAUCUGACAUCCACCAUCAUGAUCAACUCUCCGUCGACACCAUCUGGCACUUCCCCGUCGAAGUAUAGCGACGCCGUAGAUGCCCCCGGAUCACCCAAUACGCAAGACCUGGAGCUCACCGUCCAAUGGAGCACAGCAACCUAUCGCUCCAUCGCCACAGGCACCUCCUUCGAGAAGAUCGGGCAGACUGUCAUUCCCCAAGAGGCCAUCCCCCACCCUUUUCUGACACACGGGCUCCUGGCGCUGUCGGCUCUCCACAUCGCCUCUACCAGCGAUCAUCACUCUCGAGAGGAAUACAUCAAGACGGCGCAGAGUCACCAUAGCCAGACCGUGUGUGGAUUCCGAAAAGCAGUCCAAAGUCUUGACAAGUCUACAUGCGACGCCGUAUUCGCCAUGUGCCAUAUCGACCUUGUAUACUCUUUCGCCUUGCCGUUGACGAUCGAGCUAUCUAGCAACAACCCCAUCGACAACCUCUGCCACAUCAUCACCCACAUCCAAACCUCAUCACCCAUCACACAAGACAACCCCCUCAGCCCCCCCUCACCCCACUCGCCAUCCACCCACGAAACCCACAUGCCCAACACCUCCCAGCUAGCAAUAAUCGCCCUCACAAGACUAAACAACACCCUAUCCGACCAAGACCCCUCCCACCCAGUAUCAACCUACACCACCACAAUAAUCCACCUCGCUUCCUCUCUCAAAACCCUACUCCACAGUGGCGGCAACGAGGAAACCCCCCUGUCAACCAUGCAAUGGACCUACCACGUCCCGGCGGCCUUUCUCCCCCUCGCGCGCCAGAGACGGCCAUUCGCGCUAGUACUACUCGCGCAUUAUGCCGUGAUACUGCAUGCGAUGCGCGCGUCUUGGUGGGUGGGUGAGUGGGGGGAGCGGAUCAUUCGGGAGUGCGGGUUGGCUUUGGGGGGUGAGUGGAAGGGGGCGUUGGGGUGGGUGGUUGAUGCGACGGGGGUUUUUAUUGACCUGUCUUGA
Messenger RNA from Aspergillus candidus, 1089 nucleotides. RefSeq lists its product as uncharacterized. Gene Ontology annotation, molecular function: DNA-binding transcription activator activity, RNA polymerase II-specific. The coding region runs from base 1 to 1089 and encodes 362 amino acids. The transcript is spliced from 2 exons. The record is from RefSeq and is a predicted model, not a curated record. NCBI's taxonomy places the organism in Eukaryota, Fungi, Ascomycota, Eurotiomycetes, Eurotiales, Aspergillaceae. Gene Ontology annotation, biological process: regulation of transcription by RNA polymerase II.